GUAUACGCAGAAUGCCAUCAUACUCGAGUCUCAUAGGACUACGUGACAUAUGGCCAAGAGAUCCAAGCUUUCGGAGAUACCAUGAACGUGAUGAAGGAGAAGCUGAUGCUUAUUCUAGUAUACACAGAUUGCCAUCAUACUCGAGUUCCAAAGUUCUACGUGGCGGAAGACAUCCAGGCGUUCGGAUGCAACAUGAACGUGAUACAGAAGGAUACUCCGAGCAAGACAUAGUUAAAUGGAUGGAAUCUGGGGAAGUAAAACCAGCGGAUUCAGAACCUGACCUGUCAGCCGCAAUGCCUUUAGAUGACCAGAAAGGGGUAACGGAACCUGUUCAUCGUAUCUCGUCAAUGAGCGGUCAUCAUGAUGAAGUCCCAGUUCAAGGCUUUGAUAGUCAGGUGAAUGUCACUGAUGAUAUCGGCAUUAUCCGGCUUGAGGAAUAUGGUAUUGAAGUUCACGUUCCAUCGGGUGAAGCUUACAGCGCAAAAGAUAUUACCGUGGAUGUUAUCGAUGAGGUUCCACCUGAGUUGCUAACAUUACUGAAGGAAACUGGAGCUAUCAUUACCGUUGGUUUGAAGAUGUCGCCUUCUGAUGCAUCCUUUGAGAGACCAGUUAAAGUGACUAUGCCACAUUGUGGUGUGUUCCAAAAACCAGAAUCUGCUCAAAUCGUCACCUACUAUCGCAAGAAUGCUUCAGACAGUUUUACGGCAAUCCCUUCAAGCAAAAAUGGUCUGCAAUGCAUCGUUAGACAACGAGACCUAGAUAUCUACCUGAACCACUUCUCAGAAUCCUGGAUUGUAGCUCUUUUCACAUGGGCAUUCAUUGGGAAACGAGUUAUUUGCACUCCUUAUAUUCCGGUGUCAACCCCAAAGAAUGCAAAGCAUGUCUUGCGUUUGCAUGUACGAGACGAAAAUUUCCGAGAAAGAAAGUUUGAGGAGGGAUACAAGGCGGGUACCACAGGAAAGUAUUUCUUAGUGAGAUGGCGCUCUGGGGGACUACACAUUACAUGUACUUGCCCAGAAAGUAGCCUGAAUGACAAGGUUAAGACCAUAGAUGGAAGUAAGAUUACCCAUUUGCCUGAGAACGAAGUGUCAUUCAUUGUUGAUACUCGCAACUCAGAAGAUGAUUACAUGAUUUUAGAGUUCAUCAUAAAACAGAGCACAAUAGAAAAUAUCUUAGUGAAAAUUUGCCUCCAAGACUCAGCGGUAGGCGAGACAACUCAAGAGCAAGCUAUAUCUACAUCUCAGAGACCGGUCACGGCCACAUCACCCGGUAUUCAGCCUACUCCUAGAGGAGCGACCAGUGACGUUCCUACUUUUCACCACGGUUCCUUUCAGGAAGGGUUGGCGAGACAUGAACUGAGUGAUGCCAUUUUGCUCGAUCUUUCGAAGCGAAUUGAUUGCACGGUUUAUCCAGUCAGUGAUUUUGCUGUAGAUUUGGGCUUUGAUGGUGCCACCGCAACUUCUGCAGAGCAUUUGUCGAUACAGACUAUGGAUUCACAGAGGAAAUACAAAAUUAUUCUUGACAAGUUUGUCUUGAAUAAUGGAAGGUGUGCUCAGAAACUCAUAGAUGCAUUCAAAGAUAAGAAAAAGCAGCUCCUUGUAGACCUCAUAAAAGAAGCUAUCGCAAAACAAGGUGUACAGAAGGAAUCUGGAACUAUCUAG
Lytechinus variegatus (green sea urchin) is the source of this 1661-nucleotide messenger RNA. RefSeq lists its product as uncharacterized. Gene Ontology annotation, biological process: netrin-activated signaling pathway. Gene Ontology annotation, molecular function: netrin receptor activity. The transcript has 11 exons. Gene Ontology annotation, cellular component: membrane. The record is from RefSeq and is a predicted model, not a curated record. The coding region runs from base 12 to 1661 and encodes 549 amino acids. Lineage: Eukaryota; Metazoa; Echinodermata; Echinoidea; Temnopleuroida; Toxopneustidae.